Paramormyrops kingsleyae is the source of this 2093-nucleotide messenger RNA. RefSeq names its product UBX domain protein 11 (gene ubxn11). Gene Ontology annotation, biological process: proteasome-mediated ubiquitin-dependent protein catabolic process. The record is from RefSeq and is a predicted model, not a curated record. NCBI's taxonomy places the organism in Eukaryota, Metazoa, Chordata, Actinopteri, Osteoglossiformes, Mormyridae. Gene Ontology annotation, molecular function: ubiquitin binding.
ACGGUUUCGUUUUGACCGAAAACGCUUCAGCUCCGGACGGGUAACGAAAGGACAGAGCGAUGAGCUGCGUCUAUUAUAACAUUUAAUUCUGCUGAAAGGUCUGAAGCAUCACCUUCCCAUUGGAAAAUCAGCUUUCGCCGAAUUAAACAGAAACGGCCAGGUUGGCCACCAAUGGCAAAGGGAGGUACACACCACUGUCCGUAACAACGGGUUUAGGGCGACGUGGUGCCGAUCACGGAUGUAUCGCAAGGUGCAUGCCCUGUAAAUGCCAUCACACACAGCGUGCGGUCCGGCAAGCGGUCAGCUCUGCCCCCUCCGGCACGUUCGGGUUGCUGGGGUGACGCUUUUGUUUACCCACAGUCACGUGUUUAAAUGUGCUCGUUGUUACGUUUGCCAUAUGUGAGAGUCAGGACCAUGAGCUCUCCGCUGCAUCUGCUGGCUAAAAGCAGGAGAGUUCCUCUCCCUGACGUCCAGGGCAACUGGAACAGAGAACUGCCUUCGAGAGACAACCACGCACGGGUCCGUCAGCCGGCCCCCAGGGUCACUGGGCUGUCCACAUCGCAGUCAAGGGCCACACAGAACGUGAGCGGCAGCAAUGGCUCUGGGCUCGGUGACUUGGCACUGAUGUCCACCAUGAUGCAGAAACUGGGCCAGCUGGAGCACAAGCUUCGCAGCCAGGCCAUGGAGAUCCAGCACAAGGAGAAAAAGAUCUCUGUCCUGGAGGAGAAGCUGAAACUCCUGCAAAGCCCAAAAGAGGAAGCCAGCGAGCCCAAUCGAGUGCAGGACCUGGAGAGAACGUGUCUGAGCCUUCAGGAGCAAGUGUGGGAGAUGGAGCGCUUCCUGAAUGACUAUGGCAUGAUUUGGGUGGGCAGCAGACAGGAGAGAGAGCUGGAGAGCAGAGAGGAGGACCGAGGAGACUGCCAGGCAGGGCUCUGUGCUGCCACCAUCUGGCGGCCUGCAGGCACCACUGUGACCAGGAACUUCUGUGUGAACUUUGACCUGGUCCUCCAGAGCAUCCGAGACCUGAACAUCCUGGCCGGGGAGGGGGAGUGUCGUGUGGAGAUCACUACGGGGGGGGGGCAUCUUACGCGAAAAGCCCUUGUACCCUCGGUCCCCCUCACUCUCUACAAAAACGGUAUUCUGGUGUUUGAAGGCCCCUUCCGUUCCUUCCAGGAACCCAGCACACAGCAAAUCAUCAUGGACCUGAUGGAUGGGUAUUUCCCGUCUGAGAUGCAGGAGAGGUUUCCAGAUGGAGUCACCUUUCAGGUGACAGACAGGCGGGAGGUGGUCUUCAAAGAGAAGCCCAAGUGGACGGGGUUCCCGGGGACGGGGUACUCUGUGGGCGGGGCUACAGCAGCCACUGGUGGCAGCAUUGGUCAAGAGCCAGAGAGAGCCAAGCUGCACACGCUGUGUCACAUGGCAGGUGGUCCACCAGCAGACGGAAGCGGGCAGACAGAGCGGUUUCUCAGAAGGCUGCCGAGGAAGGUGGUGAGGGCGGGCAAAGUGAUAGACAUCCGGGACACUGUCCGGUCCGGCCUGCAGGCCUCGUUGGUCCGCCCUGAGGUGACCGUCAUAGACACAGCCACUCUGCAGGCUUCGGAAAUCCGGUCAGUCCCCCCCGGCGAUGUCACGUCCCUGCGUGUCCGCUCCGAGGACGGAGAGCAUACCUUUCUCCUCAAGAUGCUGUGCUCUGACACUAUUGGCCAGCUGCGUUGCUACUUGGACACGCACAGAGGGCUACGCUGCACAUCAUAUGACAUCAUAAGUGCCUUCCCACUGCGUCGCCAUGACAACAACGACCAAACACUCCUCAGCUGUGGUCUAACCCCCAACGCCGUGCUGCUGCUGAGGGCCCAGACGCAGCCACAGUGACGCCCAGUCCCUCCGCUGUCAGGAAAUGUCUCACGGCAAAUUUAGUUUUAAUGGCGAUGUCGCCUUUUAAAAAGGAAAUUUUUACUUUUUAAAUUACACCACGCAUUUCUGUUUUUGAGUGCCGGAAACAUUGCUGUCAGUCUGCAUUUGUUCAGGGUUUUCGUCGCUACACGCUGUUAUUCUGCUACAAAUGAUGAAUAAUAAAUGGUUUUUAAAUCUGA